Molecule: messenger RNA, 1197 nt
Organism: Acaulospora colombiana
Lineage: Eukaryota; Fungi; Glomeromycota; Glomeromycetes; Diversisporales; Acaulosporaceae
Source: the annotation of a GenBank genome assembly
AUGGCAGAUAUCACCUCUCGGCGCCUUGUAAAGCUGUAUAAAGAACAUAUCUCGGACGUCUCAAGCACGGACUAUCCUGGUGUAUAUCCUGGUGAAGAUAACAGUUGGGAUUUGGAAGAUUUUAAGGAGGUGAGUCAAAAGUUUAUAUGCAUGGACGAUCAGCGUGCCAACUCGGGUAUUCUGCAGCAUCUCAAGAUCGACUUCCAAUAUGUAACCGAUGAGCGAAUAGAAUUCGACCUUGUUGGGGUGGAUGCGUCUAUUGCCAAUGCUUUUCGUCGCAUCUUAAUCGCUGAGGUACCGACAAUCGCUAUUGAACGUGUAUACGUUUACAACAACACUUCAGUUAUCAAUGAUGAAGUCCUUUCGCAUCGACUAGGGCUCGUACCGUUACACAUCAAUCCGCGAAUCAUGGACGAUGCACCUACGGAUUACCAAACCAAUUCCACGGACAGAAAUACAAUAGUCUUCACUUUGGACGUCGAAUGCACCAAUCGCUCCAACGUCAAAGCAGGAGAAACAGAUCCCGAGAAAUUAUAUGUGAAUUCCAACGUGUUUGCAGAGUCAAUUGUAUGGGUGCCCCAAGGAGAGCAAGGUUCUUUAUUUGCAUCAGAUCCUCCCCGAGCCGUUAAUCCAAAGAUAUUACUCGCCAAGCUGAGACCAGGGCAAGAGAUACAUUUGGAGAUGCAUGCAGUCAAGUCAAUAGGUCGUGAUCACACAAAGUUUAGUCCGGUUGCGACUGCCACCUAUCGACUGAUGCCUCAUAUACAACUACUGAAAUCCGGGGAUAGAUAUGAUGAGGCCAAUCGACGAGUGGAGAAGCUGGAGAUGCGGAAUCAGGAGAUGGCCGAGAAGUUUAGAGAUGCAUUCGGAGAAGGGGUUAUUGAGGUGAAGAAAGAGAGGGGGAAAUACUUUGUGAAGGUAAAAGAUCCUCGAAGAGACAACGUCACCCGUCGCGUUUUAGAACUGCCAGAGUUCGAAGAUAUGGUGAAGCUUGGCAGAGUUCGAGAUUGGUUCAUCUUCUCGGUCGAAUCGGUUGGCCAAUACCCUGCUCCAGAACUAUUACCUGUAUCUGUCUCUGUCCUUCGAGGCAAGAUCAGGAAUCUAAAAGCGGAUGUCGAACGACUCAAACGAGAAUGGGAGGGGUCGGUAGAUGCCAACAGAUUGGAACGAGAAAGGGAUGUGGAUAUGGAAGGCUAA